GUUAUUGUCAAGAGAUAAGAACCAACCAACGCAUCGUCCACAGAAAGUGAAAAUUCAUUUCGUUAAUUUCAUUUUCAUUCGAAUUUCGCGAGUGUUAUAGAGGGUAACAGCGCCACGAACAAUUACAUUAGAUAAAGGCUAAUUAGUAAUUACCAUAGCACACCUUCUAAAUAGUGAGGAAAUAGGAAAAGAAGAAAAGCAUAAUAGAGUUGUAUAAAACAAAAAAAAAACACACACACACACCCACACGCGAACAAUGUGGACUAUAAUCGUACAAUUCGUAGGUCAAAUGACUGCCACGCCCAACAAGCAGCCGCAAUAAACCGCUGCCGGCGCUUGUGUCAACAGGAAUACUACAACUCGAAUUGCAUUAAACGCAACAACAAUAAACCUGUUAAUAAGAACAAACUAAUUGCUAUCGGCUAAAGUGCACAACAAAGCCAUUAAGUUAGCCAAAGCUAUAAGAACAACGAUUGUGGCCACACGAAUUCGCCACCCAACCACCGGAUGCCUCAAGUCAAAUACCAUUUACCGCCAACAACAACAACAGCAGCAACAUCAACAGCAACAGUAAUAGCCACAAAAUACUGCAACGCCGCGUGCAGUCAAUAAAAUGUCCAUAUCGGAUGUGCGUGCAGUUGUUGUUGAAAGCUUGGAUGAUGCGACUGCACUCGAUUUUACAGAUAUUAUAGCCAAUUUCUCAACUGAAACGCUAGCUAUGGUAAGCGAUAUUUUGGCGUCGCCGCCGAGCGCUGCGAAUGAUAUUUACAUAAAUCGUACGGUGAAGGAGCAUUGUAUGCGACUCUUGCAGACGUAUAAUCUGCAGAAAAAACAGGAAGAAGUAGAGCAACACCACCUGCUCACUGGCGACACCAACUACUAUGCGUUGCGACAUCCGACCGAUCGCAUCGUUGCCAAUUUAACCUGCCCGCCAUUCUUUGACACAGUACUCUGUUGGCCAGCUACAGCGGCAGCUACAACAGCCAAACAGCCAUGUUUUGCAGAAUUCAAAGGCGUACUUUACAAUACAACAGAGAAUGUAACGCGUCACUGCUCGGCGAAUGGUGUUUGGGACAAUUACAGCGACUACAUGAAAUGCCAACCAUCGAUAUUUUUUGCAGAUAUUUCGCCCACAGUUGAAUUAUCCUCCUACAUAUAUUUCGUUGGAUAUUUUCUAAGUUUAGCAUCGCUCAUUUUGGCGCUUAUCGUUUUCUAUUUCUUUAAAGACUUGAAAUGCCUGCGCAACACCAUACACGCGAAUUUAUUCCUUACAUACAUACUCGCCGCGCUAUUAUGGAUAUUGACGAUGUGCCUGCAUGUGAUGACCGAGCAUCCCAGUGAAGCCGGGUGCAUUAUUUUGGUUAUGAUGUUCCAUUAUUUCAAUCUAACAAACUUCUUCUGGAUGUUUGUCGAAGGUCUUUAUCUCUACACGCUGGUGGUACAAACAUUUUCCAGAGAUAAUAUUAGAUUUGGCAUAUAUACAGCCAUCGGCUGGGGCUGCCCUGCUGUUAUUACAUUUAUUUGGUCGAUCGCAAAAAUCUUCGCCACUUCUUUGGAAACAGAGCACUUCAAUGGUGUAAGUUAUGUGUAA
Rhagoletis pomonella (apple maggot) is the source of this 1591-nucleotide messenger RNA. Its product is annotated as diuretic hormone receptor-like. The transcript is spliced from 7 exons. Gene Ontology annotation, biological process: adenylate cyclase-modulating G protein-coupled receptor signaling pathway; cell surface receptor signaling pathway. NCBI's taxonomy places the organism in Eukaryota, Metazoa, Arthropoda, Insecta, Diptera, Tephritidae. Gene Ontology annotation, molecular function: peptide hormone binding; G protein-coupled peptide receptor activity; diuretic hormone receptor activity. The record is from RefSeq and is a predicted model, not a curated record. Bases 614 to 1591 code for a protein of 325 amino acids. Gene Ontology annotation, cellular component: plasma membrane.